GUGCAGGUAUAGUCAUCGGUCACUGACCUAGUCUUGAUCACACGGUGUCGAGGCCGGCGUAUGGAGGUGAACGCCGUCACUACUCGAUGCGCCUUGCAGUGACGGUCAAUCCGAGUCAAUGAUUGCAAUGCGGCAUCGAACUUCGAACAUGGGGGCCAUCGUUCUAUAACGACGAGGACUCGGAUACGCUAAAUUGUGAUCAUCCACAGCUAAACGUCAAUGUUAGACUGCGUUCGGUGCAUACCUGUGCGUAUGUAUACAAAAGUCAAGCUCGGUAAAUUUAGACACAAUGGGAAAACACAGCCACAUUGGCAGCUCUCAAGCCGAACGAACCGUCGCUGACAUUCAUCUUGUCGGAAUUACCGCCUACUUCUCUUAUUUUUCCGGUCAAAGGCUUGACAGUCUGCUUCAUCAUGGCUGUUGAACCAUUAUUUGGGACGAGAGCCCAAAAGGCUUUCAUGAUCACAAUCGCAGUCCAGGCCAUCGUGGUGGUAACUAUGGUUGCAUUGACAUUCGGAAUAGUUCGAGUCAACGCAGGAUCGACCUUUGAAGACCUUGGGUACAAGACAUUGCCAUGCUACUUAGCUCUUUUUAUCCUCGCAGAGAUAUUUGAAUUAAUAAUGGCACUCGAUGCUCUACGGUCACGGAAUAUUAUCCAGCUCAUGGGGAUCGUUCUCUUCCAUGGAGCUCUCAUCGUCUUUUCUGCUCUUCAAAUUCAUGAGACCCACGUCGCUAUAUUUAAUUGCGUACCUCCUUGCGUCAUAGAUACCAAUCAUCUAUGGAAUAAGGUUCAAGGAUUCCUAAUCGUCUCUCCCUGCAUAAUUGCUGCGUCGUGGCUCUUUUUGAUGUUUUGGAUCAAGCAGCUAUAUGAUGAAUUCGGAUGGGUUAUCUUCCAUGUCGUUGGAGCAAACCCAAAAUUCAAGUCGAUGUAUCAAUUCUAUCAAAUCUUCAUAUGCUUACUUAAAUUCGACUUCUUCUGUUUCGUGGGGGUGACCAUGCAGCUUCUCAUCGUUGUUCUCAGCGGGAGUUCCGCUGAAUUUGGUGUCACUAUCGCUGCGAUUCCCGUCGUGUUGUUACUUUUGGCCGGUUGCGCACGCGCUGUCAAGUAUGAAGUCAAAUGGUUGAUGACCAUGGCCCUUAUAUUGAUGGUGGCUGCGAUGACCUAUUUCUUGUACAAACUCGUUCGCUUCUAUGAGCCUUCCUCUGAGGCCCAGUACGUUUCAACUCGCGCCACAUUAACCGUCUUCACCGUCACCGCCUUCCUGCUCGUCUUAGCCUCGUUCGUGAUCGGAAUCAAGUGUUUACGUGACUUCGACAAGGGACUCCUCGAGUCCAAGGCGCAUGGUCAGUCUUACACCCCUGUCAAGACGCACGUUAUGGACGUGUUUCGAAUGGAGCGCCAGUCAUCAUAUUCCCCAGGCGGUGUUCCUCUUCAGCAACAGAUAUCCAUUGAGUGAUACUUGUCUCAUAUUUAACCCAAACUUCACAGUGACUGGGAGACUACGAUCAAGAGGAUAUGGAUAGGAGGAUAUGGACAGGAUGUGCUCUGCAUAUGUAAAGAUCCGUUCUUCAGCUGUGAAGAGGAUCUCUUUUGUUUUAUUUA
Molecule: messenger RNA, 1603 nt
Organism: Suillus bovinus
Lineage: Eukaryota; Fungi; Basidiomycota; Agaricomycetes; Boletales; Suillaceae
Exons: 15
Coding region: 414-1457 (347 amino acids)
Cellular component (GO): Golgi apparatus
Source: RefSeq, a predicted model, not a curated record